Messenger RNA from Papaver somniferum (opium poppy), 942 nucleotides. RefSeq names its product F-box/kelch-repeat protein At3g06240-like. Lineage: Eukaryota; Viridiplantae; Streptophyta; Magnoliopsida; Ranunculales; Papaveraceae. The record is from RefSeq and is a predicted model, not a curated record. The coding region runs from base 1 to 942 and encodes 313 amino acids. The transcript is spliced from 2 exons.
AUGCAUCUUGAUUCUAAUGUCCAAAAGAAAAACUAUAAGCUCAUGUUUAAUGGUGUUGUUGUCGAGAAUAAGUGGCAGCUUUACCAAUUGCACUCCAUUAGUUAUGAUUCAUUAUCAUCAGUAGCAUCUACCUACGAAUUUCAAGAUUGUGUUGUUAAAAUGGAUUACUCAUUCAAAGUUGCCGUUGAACAUGAUGCAUUGAGAAGUUCAUGUGAUGGUUUGCUUUGCUUAGGGUUUUACAAGGGUUUUCCAAGAAAUUUGAGUCUUUGGAUUUGGAACCCUUCCACAGGGGAGUACAAGAAACUUCCUUCCCCACCGCGUGAAGAUCCGAAUGACAGUAAUAACUUGUGUCUGUCAGACUACUUUGCCAUAUAUGCUUUAGGAUAUGAUUGCAAUAUAAAUGAUUACAAGUUGGUGAGAGUUGUAAACAUGAUAGGAAAUGAUAGUUCAAUUUGUAUUUAUACCCUGGGAUCAAACUCCUGGAAGUACAUUCGGACCAUCCCCUAUAGGAUUCAUGCUUAUAGAUGGUCUUGGAAGAUUCUACCAGAAGAACUUCUGGAUAAGAAAGAAUUCUUCAGUUCUUUGGGAGAGUGGGAAGACUGUCUCUGCCUACUUGUUAAUGCUCAUAACUCAAGGUAUGAUGUAUGGGUGAUGCAGAAGGAUGCAAUUCACAAAUGUUGGACUAAACAUUUUUCCAUUACCUUAGAAAUGGUGGAUCCCUUUCGGUGGCUGAUGUGGUCUUUCAUGAAUGAUAUGAUUCUACUUAAGACUUCCCGUGAUUUGGUACUAUAUGACCCGAAGAAUGCAAGUGCAGGAGAAACAUAUAAUCAUCGUCCAAUGCUGGUGGGAGAAGUGGAGAAUUAUGUCGAAAGCCUAGUUUCACUCAACUCUGGUACUUACUUGAGGGAGACAGGAAUCUUGAAGUGUCAGAUGGAAACAUGA